Molecule: messenger RNA, 6885 nt
Organism: Temnothorax curvispinosus
Lineage: Eukaryota; Metazoa; Arthropoda; Insecta; Hymenoptera; Formicidae
Product: DNA-binding protein RFX7
Exons: 7
Coding region: 700-4425 (1241 amino acids)
Biological process (GO): regulation of transcription by RNA polymerase II
Molecular function (GO): DNA-binding transcription factor activity, RNA polymerase II-specific; RNA polymerase II cis-regulatory region sequence-specific DNA binding
Source: RefSeq, a predicted model, not a curated record
GUGCGCGCACGAAGGUGAAUGGAUGAAAAGCAAUGAAGCAUCGUUCGUAGGCGCAUAGCGCAUACUCUAUGGCGACGGGAUAGGAACUAGCUCGGGAACUAGGGAACGCGCAAACGGCGCAAACCCGAGCGAGCAACGAAGCGCGGCGAACAGCGGCGAAUAGCCGAGUGGAUGUUCGUGGGCCAUCGUAGCCGGUAUCGAUUCACGCGGUUCUCGCCCUGGCAUUCUCGUCCGUCUGGCUGAGUCUGGCACGGCUGACGGCUGACGGCGCGUUCCCGACGUUCCCGUUCCCCCGAGCGCCCGUAACCGAGACGUGCAGCGCGCGGCCAGUGGCCACCGAACGCGCGCGGUCGCCGUUAUGACGGAUCCGCGCGUCGCCGCAUACCGUACUCGUAGGCGAUUCGGCGACUCGUGCGGCACGGCACCCACGGCACCUCGCGCGCGAACCGAAGAAACACUCCUCGUCCUCCGGCGGCGACUCGCCUCACUCGUCGAGUAAUGGCGCGGCCGGGAUGCUAACGUUGCUAACGACGAGUAGGCCAGCUGACUACCGUGCGACGGCGGACAACAUGGUAGCUCGCAGUGGCCGCGCACCGGGAGGCGAUACGUUUCCGCAUACGUGAGAGCACACGACCGGCGCGGGAGGGUGGAGGGUGGAGGGUGGAGAGGACGGUCGGGACGGGGGAGGUUUGGGCUACGAUGAGUACUGACAGUCAUGAUCAGACGAAAUCCUGCAAAACAUCCGCGAGGAGCGACGAGGAGAGCGCGUUCGAUGGUAAACGAAUUAAGAAGGAGCGCAGUGACGUUUGCGUGGAGAAUGGCGACGCCGCUACCGUUACCGCCGGCACCUCCACUUCCUCAGCCGCCGUCACCGUCGCCGCCGCCACCGCUGUUGCUGCUGCUGCUACCGCUACCACGGUCCUCGAGAAACGACACUUGUCGGCCGGCAGAUUUGCCUCCAACGGCUUCCACGGCGAUGGCGAUCAGCUGCAGGACCUCGUCGCGACCAAAUUCGCGACCUUGGCCAACCACGGCGCCUCCUCCAAGCAGGACAAAAUUCGGAUUAUGAUAGAGGAUGGCAUUAGCGAAGAAUCUAGAGCGCGUGUGGACGAGAUCUUCUCGCAGGUGGAACGACUUAAGCUAGAGGAAAAGUUAUUGUUGUACCUGAAACUUCCGUUGCUGCUGACAAACCCGAGUGGGACCGUCGAUCCGUUAAGGCAGCCGCUAAAUCCAUUAGGGAAUCGCUACGAAAUUCAUCAGACCAUCAUGUGGAUUAAGACUCAUUUAGAAGAAGACCCGGAUGUAUCUUUACCGAAGCAAGAAGUGUACGAUGAAUACAACAUGUAUUGCACAAGAAAUUCUAUGAAGCCGUUAUCGACGGCCGAUUUUGGAAAAGUCAUGAAACAAGUGUAUCCGCGAGUGCGCCCUCGUAGACUAGGCACACGAGGUAACUCUCGCUACUGUUACGCUGGUAUGCGCAAGCGAAUUAAAUUGGAUCCUCCAACACUGCCAAAGAUAUCUGGCUCUGACACUGAGGAACACUCGGAGGAAAAUACCACUGAGGAAAUGUUAGGCGCUGCAUCUACAUUGAUAAGAGAAUGGGCAGAAAAAACGUUGGGCCAGAAAUUUCCAAAUUUGAGUGCCUUAGCGCGGCAUCUUGUUGAUAAUUUUCGAGUCGAUACUCGGUCUUUGGCUGCUGUAUGCAUUCUUGCAACUUCGGACCAGCAUGAUGCUUCGUCUAAUAAAGAGGUGAUCUCGGAUCUACCGACAACGCCUGUAGGUGGUAAGCCUGCUAAGCUUCGAGAGGCACAGUUGCAAUUGCAGCGCAAGCUUCAGCAACGCGAGCAUAUAAAAGAUCAGAAGCAUCGUUGUCCCGAUACCAUUGUACAGAGCAAAGAAAAAGCCAUCGACACUAAAGGAAAUGUCAGCAAAGGAUGCAAGAAAGUUAAGUCCAAUCAGUCACCUCAAGGUACAAAUGCAGCAGCAACAACAGUGGUCGCACAAAACUCACUGGCAAAAGUGAACUUAUCCGCUAUAGUCUAUAACCGGCAAAGAAAGGUAUCGAAAACUUGCAAUCAACAGCAACAGCAGCAACAAACUUGCAAUGUCUCCCAAGAGUCUAACUGUGAUAACCUAGUGGUACAAUCGCGCGACGACAAACAGAGUAAUAGCAACCUUAGAGUAAUGAUGAGUGCGCAGCGCGAUGUCAAAGGUAAAAAUUCCAGGAAACGUGCCAAUAAUCCAAUUGUAGCACAGCAGGAGCCCAGCCCUGAAAAACAGACGAAGCUCACGGAGGAGAGUCCAGAGCAUUCCAACGCUUUGUUACCCAAGUUAGCGUCUAUCCAACGCGCCGGCAAGAUAUCAGUGAUACUAGCUAGCAAUUCAAAAUCUAUCAAGUGCAAAGCAGAGACUGUGGACAGUCAACUUGCUAAAAACUGUGAUAUUGACUCGUCGAAGAGUUGUUCCACUACCGGCAACGUGGUGGAAACGUCCUCGGGACUUCUCACGAGGGACCAGAUCCGCCUCCUGCAAGAUACGCCAGUAUUCAAGGAUGGGAAGGUUCGUGACAUCGACACGGACGCCUUGGACGAUUAUUUGAACGGCGGGAACAAUUCGCAGGAGCAGGAGGAGGAGUUGCUACAGUAUUUUCAGCAAAGUAGCUCGUCUAGUUCCGAUGUGGAAACCAGCGUCGUUGGUUCCGAUGCUGAGCAGAUCUCUCGGUCGGACAAAGUGUCGCAGCUGCGAUUGAUAUUGCAACAGAAUCUGAAAGCGCCCGUCAUCGCCGCCGAACUGACGCCCGUAGCCGUUGUUCGGCAAAACGUUGCCGAGAGCGUUGUGGAGAAACGGGACCCCGUGCAGAAACAUAAUCUCAUACUCCCGACACUUCUGAAUCACCCUAAUCCGGGCAAUACGCGACGUCGUGUCAGUUUCGAAACUAAUGUCGUCGAGCAUGUCCAAGAGCCGGCGACGCCGAGUGUAGCCAAUACUGUGCCACAGAGUCCAAAUACGCGACGCAGAAUAUUUAACUUCACCCCGAUCUCACCCGGACCGCAUUCCCCUAUUAACGGCCGCGCGUCCAAGUCGAACUCGGCGAACGCGAGUCCAUUUGUAUCUCCGCGUAACACCCCGGUGCUGAGGUCGCGCAGUAACGUUCAAGCCGGCAGUUCCAGAUCGCGCGGCCAAAAGACGCUCUCUCGUUCCAUCUCGUGCAGCGUGCCGUACACCAUCAAGACGACGGACACCUUCAUCGUACCGACGUCGAGCGGAGCGGAACACACGCGGCAAGUGCUGACAGUGGCAACGACCAAGUCGUCGGAGGUCGUUCUGAAGGGACCACCGUACACUGCGUAUCUGGACUUGACGCCUCAGAAACAAUUGUUAAUCAAUUAUCCGAGUCAAGAGAAUUUGCAAGAAAUCAAGAACGUAUAUCAGAAGGGUCAGCUACCUCCGCCCGAUCAGGAAAUCACGGAGCUGCUUCACACUGGCAGACACUUGAGCAACGAGCAAUUAUUCUACAGAUCGCAAUCGGUGCCGUUGCACAGGAUGAUAAAUCCCGUGUCGUUAAUGUCUCCGAUCGCCACGCAGCAAUGCUUAUCAUCGGUACAGAGUCAAAGCUUCAAUCCGUCGACGAGUAGUUCCGUUGCGCCUACCCCGGUGCCGAGCGAGUACAAUGACUUCGGUUCUUCCAUCGGACAAGAGGGCGCGUAUCUGUUGGACGAUACGAAUUUCAUGUCGGACGACCAGCAGUUCUUGAUGACGGAUGACAAGGGGAUCACGUCCGAGAACAUUAAUAACAUUCUCACGAUUUUAGACGAGGAAGGUCAGCCAAAUUUGCAAAUGUUGUCUGAACAGACUACGGAGGAGACGUUGAACAAUACGAUUGUUCUUGACGGUUUGCCGAACGCCAAUUUAAAUCUAUCGGAGGAGGAUAUGUUGGAUCCGUCGAGUAUCCUCGCUGACGCCGGUGGCGCGUUACAGAAAAUGAUGCAGUCGCGGUCGUAUCCGAAUACGCCGUUGCCGGCACCGGUAUCCGCGUACACGCCCUCCUAUACGGAGGACAGCAACGGCUCCAGAUCGUACCCGUCGACGCCUCUGCAUACGAUGCAAUCCCAGGAGGUGUACCAGGAUUCAGGCGAGCCGAUACUGUCCAGUCCCAUCCUUAAUUCUAUCGGUUUACAGGGCGACGCGAGAAACAUCGCUGUCGCCACCGUGACGGGUGUCACGGUCGGCACCGACGUUGACAUCGCCGUUGCCGCUUCUUCCAACAAUCUCUGCAGGAACGUCGCUGAUCUUUUGGAGGCCAGUUUUCUCGGAGAAGCCGAUACGGAGACGGACGAUCUGGAUCCUCUCGGUAAUUUUGACGGCCUGCAAGAUAUGGAUUCGUUGACGCCACUGUUCAAUGAAGUCACGGAGCCUAAUCGCUGAGACCAUCUUUUCGGUCUAUCGUAAUUUCGCAUUUGCACAGGGAGAGGUGUGAUAAAAUAUAGACUGUUUGGGUCCGGUGGUUCUCAAUCGUAUUAUCUCAUAGACCACUUUAGAGUAAAUGAGAGGCGGUUAGAAGCAAGAUAUGUAAGUGAAUUUUAAUAAGAACUAAGAUAUUAUUAUUCAACUUUAAGAUGUAGGAUAAUUCGGAAUCUUGCGUAUCUAUUAUGAUAUGAUGUAAUUCGAUCAUACAAUUUCGAUCAUACAAAAUAUUUUAAUUAUUUUUUACUACAAAUUGUGUAUAUAGAUUUCUUAUAGAAGACAUUAUUUCAGCUUAUAGUAAAUUAUAUUUUGACACGCAAUUUACUAUCCAGGCUGUAUUGACGACUGUCUAAUCUUCAUCGCAAUAAAAAGUAGUAUCGAAAUGUCUCAAGACUCUGAAAAAUUCGCGAGAUUUUUUAAAAAAAGAUACAUGUUUUUAAAUUAUUAAAGAUUAUACAUCGUUAAGUAUAUGAUAUAUAUAUCAUUAAAAAGGAAUGUUUGUUUUUUUUCUACGAGACUUUGUUUUAUUCCUCGGAAAAAUUUGUGACCCCCUUUGCAAAAUCACGUAAAUACACGUUUUAAAUGCAAAUUUGUAUUCUGGAUAUACCGAACACUUCAUACGAGAAUAUAACUUGAAAUAACUUGUACGUUUUGGUCUUUUGUGUGCAUCAAAUAUCUCUGUGAAACUAAACUUGUACAUUUUUGUGAAUUCUUAGGAUAUCGAGUUGUCAACAUUUUAUAUUCGACAUCACAACGUAUCUUUUAAUUAACGUACGUUGAUUAAAAUUUAUCAUUUUUCAUUGCAUUGCUUCAACUUGACCAUCAAACGAGUCACGUUUAACUGAUUUCUAAUUAUUAAUGGAACUUCUAGCUAUCUGAUGAUACGACAACUAGGAAAAAGCUAUAAAAAAGAAGUACCCAAAGAAUUUUUAUUCUGUAUUCCAAGAGAAAGGAGGCUGAUUGCUUUACACGACGCUUAAUUAUUUUAUAUGAUGCCUAAUUGUGCAAUCCUACAUGAGUGAGGUUCAUUAAAUGAAUUAAGUAAUGAAUAUUCGCUGUAGCUUUCAGGCGCUGGAAGGGUUGAGAACCACUCGUGCGACUUUAUCCAAAAGAACGAGAUACAAAAUGCGCCAACUAUCAGUGAUGUUCUCCUGACAAUUCUUUUGGAUUAUUACGCGAGGCGAGCGAGGACACUCGACUAAAACUAAAUUUAACCGACAUCGAAUUAAGCGAUAGUACGAGCAAAGACGUGAGUAACGAGGCCCAAUGUUCGCCGCGAGCGAUUGUGAACGACGGUUAGAAUGCGACGUAUUUACUAAACGCACAAGUAACUUUAGGUAGGGAUUAAUCUCGUUAUAAUCGUAUAAGCAGAAUCGAAUUCAUGUAGCUUAAUUCCACAUCUAAAAUCCGAAUUCAAGUAGUUGUCGAUAUUGCGUGUUUGAGAGAGAGAAAAAAAAGAGAAAAGAGAUACUCGUCCUGUUUGACAAAGAGAAGCGCUUGUUGGCGAAGAUCACCGGAGAGACCGGGCACUUGCCACGUGUGUGUGUAUGUAUUGCGAUUACAUUAGAAAUGUGUAUGGACAAUCAGUAGAUGUUAGUCACACUUGAGAAGCACCUUGAUCAGGCAUAAUACGCUUAAUUAAGUUACGAGAUUUUCCUCGGUUUCUUUUUUGCCCGAUUUCCGCUGGCAAUCUGACUGUCAGAUUAUGUCGAUUGACGUCAUUCAGCUGCAAUAAUCUAUUCUGCUGGCAAACCGCUAGCAUAUCGUUAACAUUUGCUUACUGGGUUCGGGAAACAGCUUUGUUUUGAACGACAUCGCCGCCGUCGCCGCAUCUAUAGGGUAUCUAAUAACCAUAUCACGUAUCGUAGGCAGGUAGAGCAGGUUAAACUGAAUGGAAAAGUCCUCUAUCGUUUUUCGAAAUAAUUAAUGAGAAAUUAAUUAAUAAGUGGAACGGCGCGCACCUCUAUCAGCCGCCAUGAAUCCAUGAUGUACGUGUAACGCUGGAUCAACUGAAACCUUUAUUAAUUAAACUUUCUCUCUCCACCGAGAUUGAAAUCGGUCUUGGAAUUUGCAACCAAUUACAAGUAUAAUUAUUUGUACUGUAAAAUUUAAUAGUCGCACGCAUAAUCGCGUCUAGAUUUGUAACUAUUAUAUUUACCCUGGCCGACAAUGGGUUUAGAUAUCUUCCCUUUAGGUUCCAUCCUUUUAAUUUUGGUUUUAUAUUUUAUUUAUUUGGUAAUGAAACAAAACAAUUUCAUCACUUAAACGAUGGAUUGACGUAAACUACAGAAUUAUAAGAGCCACAUCUAAGUUACACUUUCUUAAAAAUUGUUAAUGUAACUAUAGUAUUUGUAACUGUAUUAAAUUGUAUUAAGUUUUAAGUAUAUUAACGAGUUAAAUAAAUUUGUUUAAUUAUUUCAA